AAGCGUCGCUCAUUGGAUUUAUGUUCUAGAAAACAUUUUAUAAAUACAACUUUAGCACAGACCCUACUCAUUUUAACACUCGGGAACAUUGUUUUUUCAUAUUUAAUCCGAUCCGUCUGUACUAUUGAGAGAUUUGAGAAGAAACUGUUGACAAACUACAGGACUAAAGGACAGAAAAAUGAGCGUUUCUAAUAAAUUCUCUUCUUAGUGGACAAGACUGUAGGUCAAACUGAACAGCAGAUUGUUUUCUCAACCCAAUGCUGAUCACUGGAGUUUAUCUGCAGUUUGUCAGAAGAGCAAGGAAAGGACUCUCAGUCUGAGAUGAGUCUCUCACAGAAACAGAGUGUAAGAUCAGACUCACAUGUGUCCAGCUCUGUGUCUGUGAAGAGUGACUGGUCAAAAGAAGGUGAACCACCAAUCUUCAGUGAGAAAAAAACAUCUACCAAAAGUGUAAGAUCAGACUCACAUGUGUCCAGCUCUGUGUCUGUGAAGAGUGACUGGUCAAAAGAUGGUUUGCCACCGAACUUCAGUGAGAAAAAAGCAUCAUCUACCAAAAGGGUUCAAUAUGAGACAUUAGAUUCAGACGUCCAGACUCACAGGAAACACAAGAAUUUCAAAGACAAUCUCCUGUGGAUCUUCCAGGAUCUUGAAAGCAAAAUAAUUGAAUUUCUGAAGAAUGAGAUGAAAAAGUUUAAGAAAAUAUUACAAGAAGAAGACUUACAAUACUUUGUGAAGGAUUUUAAUGAGAACAGAUGCAGUAUCAAAGAAGCAGCUCUUGAUCUCACACUCUACUUCCUGAGAGAGAUGAAGCAAGAUGAAGCUGCUGAUACUUUAGAAGAUGAGCUGUUCUUCAUUCAUCAGCUAAAAUGUAGCUUAAAGGAAAAGUAUCAAUGUGUGUUUGAAGGAAUUGCAAAGCAAGGUGACUCUACACUUCUGAAUAACAUCUACACAGAUCUCUAUAUCACUCAGGGUUGUAGUGAACAGGUCAAUACUGAACAUGAGGUAAGACAGAUUGAAGUUGCUUCCAGGCGUCAUGAAUCACAAGAAAUACAGGUUGAAUGCACAAAUUUGUUUGAAACACCUGAACAAGACAAGCAGAUCAGAACUGUACUGACAAAAGGAGUUGCUGGCAUCGGAAAAUCAGUCUCUGUACAGAAGUUUGUUCUGGAUUGGGCUGAAGGAAAAGAAAAUCAAGAUAUCAGCUUCAUAUUUCCUCUUCCAUUCAGAGAGAUGAACUUAAAGGAGAAAGAAAAACUAAGUUUGAUGGACCUUAUAACUCAGUUUUUCCCUGAGACUAAAGGAAUGAACCUUACAAGAAGGAACCAAAAAGUUCUGUUCAUUCUUGAUGGUUUGGAUGAAUUUCGUCUUCCUUUAAACUUUAAGGAAAAUGAGACAUUGCAUGAUGUGUCUUCACCAUCAUCUCUGGAUGUUCUCCUAACGAACCUCAUCAAGGGAAAUCUGCUUCCUUCUGCUCUCAUCUGGAUCACCACCAGACCAGCAGCUGCCGGUAAGAUUCCUCCUGACUGUAUCGACCGGCUGACAGAGAUACGAGGAUUCAAUGAUGCACAAAAGGAGGAGUACUUCAGAAAAAGAUUCACAGAUGAGGAUCUGGCCAAAGAAAUCAUUGAUCAUGUUAAACAAUCAAAGAGUCUCUUUAUCAUGUGCCACAUCCCAGUCUUCUGCUGGAUUUCAGCCACUGUUCUCCAGAACAUUUUAGAGGCGAAAAGAAAUAAUGUUGUGAAAAAUAAUCAGGCUGAUGACGCCUCCAAAAAACUGCAGGAAUCAAAUAUUGAAGACACUCCAAAGACUCUGACACAAAUGUACGCGCACUUUCUCAGAUUUCAGAUCCUGCAGAGCAGACGAAAGUAUGAUGGAGAAUACAGACAAGAUGUUUCCUGGGAUAAAGAUGCCAUAUUUUCACUGGGGAAACUGGCAUUUCAUGAGCUGGAAAGAAACAAUGUGAUCUUCUAUGACACAGACCUGGAAGCCUGUGGUAUUGAUGUCUAUAAGGCAUCAGUGUAUUCAGGCAUGUGUACCCAGAUCUUUAAGGAGGAAAUGGGCAUCGUUCUUGGUACCAUGUACUGCUUCGUUCACUUGAGCAUUCAAGAGUUUAUUGCAGCCCUUUAUGCACAUCUGUUUCUAGACAUAAAGAAGAGAAGUGUAUUUGUUCAUGAAAACAAAAGUCCAAAAACCAUGAUUGAUUUGCUCAAGACUGCAGUGGACAAGGCACUAGAGAGUGAUAAUGGACACCUGGAUCUUUUUCUUCGAUUCCUCCUUGGUUUGUCACUCCAGUCCAAUCAGCGACUCUUACAGGGUCUGUUGACACAGCAGGAUGGAAAUGACCAAAUCAAAAAGGAAAUAGUUCAGUACAUCAAGCAGAAAUUUGAAGCUAAUCUGUCUCCAGAGAGAUCCAUCAAUCUGUUCUACUGCCUGAAUGAACUGAACGAUCAAACUUUGGUGAAAGACAUUCAGACCCACCUUAACAAAGGAAAUCUCUCAUCUGCUGAUCUUUCACCUGCCCAGUGGUCUGCUUUGGCCUUUGUGUUGUUGACAUCAGAGGAGGAGCUGGAGGAGUUUGAGCUUCAAAAAUUUUGUAAAUCAGACGAGUGUCUCAUUAGUUUACUGGCAGUCAUCAAAACCUCCAAAAGAGCUCUGUAA
Messenger RNA from Labeo rohita (rohu), 2658 nucleotides. Its product is annotated as protein NLRC3. The transcript is spliced from 8 exons. The record is from RefSeq and is a predicted model, not a curated record. The coding region runs from base 322 to 2658 and encodes 778 amino acids. NCBI's taxonomy places the organism in Eukaryota, Metazoa, Chordata, Actinopteri, Cypriniformes, Cyprinidae.